CCAACCUGCAGCAAUUCACAGAAUCUUUUUUUUGUGUCCAACAUGUAGAAUUCUAUCCCUAACGUCAUUUGUAACAGAAAUUUUACCAAAAAGUCGGCAGAUUCGUUUGAUUACCUUCAUUUACGUUCGAGCAUAUUGGUUUCAUGGACGAUGAAAAAAGUGCCUUACAGAUUCUGGAUAGCGGUGAUGAUAUUUUUCGGAGCGUACGUAAAUUACGCGCUGAGAGCGAACGUGCCGGUGAGCAUAGUUGCAAUGACGAGGCAACGGAAGAAAAUGGAACACAUCCCGGAAUGUCUGCGUCUACCUUCUUAUGCUUCGCUCGAAGAAAACGCCACGGACGCAGAGGCGGUGUUCCCGGAUCUGCCCGACUACGGUCCUCGUUUCGAGUGGAGUGAACUGAUCAUCGGCUACGCGUUGAGCAGCUAUUAUUGGGGCUACAUAACGGGAUGUUUGCCGAGCGGUCCAGUAGCGGAAUGGGUCGGUACAUCCAAUAUAAUAUUUUGGUUUACCCUGGGCUCGGCCGCUUUAAACGCUCUUUGCGUACCGGCAGCGCAUUUUCACUACAUGGCUUUUAUAGUGACCAGGUUUUUAAUCGGACUGCUCGGUACUUUUAUUUACCCAUCUUUCCAGAUACUUAUAGCGCAUUGGUCGCCGCCGCUCGAACGGUGCAAGUUUACAUCGGCCCUGAUGGGCAACGCUUUGUCUUCUAUAAUCAAUUGGCCGCUCAUUUCCUUUGUGACGGAAACUUUCGGUUGGGAUUGGGGUUUCUACAUCGUCUCGUUCCAAAUAGUGUUGUAUUGUGUGUUCUUUUGGUUUAUUUGCAGCGAUCGACCGGAUCUGAAUCGGUUCAUAUCCCAGGAGGAAGUCGAUUACAUUAGGCGCAGUCAAAUGGGACAUGUUUCCGACAUAAGACUCCACGCUCCUAUUAGACGAAUACUGCGAAGUCGGCCGUUUUGGAUACUGAAUUUCGGCCACAUGGGCUCCAUGUACGGGUUGUACAUACAGAUAAACAGCAUUCCGAAAUAUAUGUCUGAAGUGAUUGGGUACAAUUUGAGCGGUGCAUCGGGCGCACUUUGUAUGGUGCCGCAUUUGGUUCGGGUGAUCGUGGCCAUUUCGACUGGUUUUUUGACCGAUAAUUUAAUCAAAAAGGGCCGUGCAACGAAAGAGCACAUGCGAAGGAUCUUGACGCUCUUCUCGCACAUUAUUCCCGGCGUCAUGAUCAUGUCGUUUUCCAUCAUUUGCUGCAACAUUGUCGGCGUGAUCUUCGUGUUGAUCGGCUUGGGCAUUAAUGGUACUUGCAUCGCGACGAACAUGGUCAACGCGCAGGAUUUAUCUCCUAAUUUUUCGGGAACGGUUUUCGCCAUUAUCAGUUUCUUCGGCGGAAUCACCGGCCUGGUGGUACCCAUACUGCAGGGGUUUUUUAUUAGGAACCACAACGGGUUGAAAGAGUGGGGUAAUUAUUUUUAUACAGGCAGCAUAUUUUAUCUUUUCAGCGGUGUGAUUUUUAUUUUGUUUGGUUCGUUCGACGAGCAAUCGUGGAAUUUACCAAGACACUGA
Messenger RNA from Phyllotreta striolata, 1557 nucleotides. NCBI's taxonomy places the organism in Eukaryota, Metazoa, Arthropoda, Insecta, Coleoptera, Chrysomelidae. The record is from the annotation of a GenBank genome assembly.